UUUUGGGUGAAAAUUGUGCUGGCCUCCUGGCAUUGUUUUUUGGGCAAUUAUAACAAGCUUAAAGAGUCAGUCAGAUCGCAGGACUCAGCUUGAUCUUCUUCUCCCAAUUCGAUUGCUGCAGCCUGAGUUUUUCUCGCGCUCCGGUAAUUUCAAUGGCGGCCAUAAUCCGCCUGGUAACGCCCAAAUCCGCCUUCACGUCCUUGGCGAGGAGAUGCUUAUCUGCAUCUGCCGCAUCCGGUGCCAAUUCUCACACACCUCCGUACAACAUCUCUUCCGUCAUUCCGAAACCUCAGCUUUCACGUAAAGGUCAGGAGGAUGGGGAUGUUCAGUGGGUCUUCUUGGGCUGCCCUGGCGUCGGCAAAGGUACCUACGCUAGCCGCCUAUCUACUCUGAUCGGUGUCCCGCACAUCGCCACCGGUGAUCUCGUUCGCGAAGAGCUCGCAUCCUCUGGCCCCCUUUCUGCCCAGCUGUCAGAAAUUGUAAAUCAAGGUGAAUUGGUCUCAGAUGAAAUUAUAAUCAGUUUAUUAUCGAAGAGACUGGCUGAAGGGAAAGCCAAAGGUGAAUCAGGAUUUAUUCUUGAUGGUUUUCCUCGAACAAUUAGGCAAGCAGAAAUAUUGGAAGGGGUAACUGACAUUGACUUGGUAAUCAAUCUGAAGCUUCGAGAAGAUGUACUUCUUGAGAAAUGCCUUGGCAGAAGAAUCUGCAGCCAGUGUGGUGGAAAUUUUAACGUGGCCUCCAUUGACAUCAAGGGUGACAACGGGAGUCCAGGAAUUAUCAUGGCUCCGCUUCCCCCUGCCCAGUGUAUGUCAAAGCUUAUUACUCGUUCAGAUGAUACUGAAGCAGUAGUCAAAGAAAGGCUUCGUAUAUACAAUGAAAAGAGUCAACCUGUGGAGGAGUUCUACCGCAGUCGAGGCAAGCUAUUGGAGUUUGACCUACCAGGAGGGAUCCCAGAAUCUUGGCCAAAGUUGCUGCAAGCGCUUAAUCUUGAUGAUUAUGAGGACAAGCGAUCUGCUGCAGCAUAGUAUAUGAUGAUAUGUACAAUGAAAGUGAGUAUUUUAUUCUUUGCAUGCUUAUGUUGCAUGCUUGGCGAUUUUGCAGGAAAGAAAACAGAAGGGGACUUCUCUCUUAAUAUUUACAAGUUACAACGAUUAUAGUGAUAUGAGUAAGUGUUGUAAUAUUGUAAUCUGGUCAAGCUUAGCCUUGCUAGGCUUUUCAUCAUCAUCAUUGAAUAUUUCAUUACACAUGACAGGAUCUCUGCCAGGCUUCAUAGAUGAAUGUUUUAGUAUAGGUAUCAAUAAUGAGCGAUGCAUCACUACUGUAUGUUGUACGAUAUACCGUAAUAUGAAUGACCUAAUCUUAUUGCCC
This is a messenger RNA of Prosopis cineraria, 1365 nucleotides long. RefSeq names its product adenylate kinase 1, chloroplastic-like. Gene Ontology annotation, cellular component: mitochondrion; cytoplasm. Gene Ontology annotation, biological process: nucleobase-containing compound metabolic process. The record is from RefSeq and is a predicted model, not a curated record. Gene Ontology annotation, molecular function: AMP kinase activity; ATP binding. Lineage: Eukaryota; Viridiplantae; Streptophyta; Magnoliopsida; Fabales; Fabaceae.